Messenger RNA from Fonsecaea multimorphosa CBS 102226, 2049 nucleotides. RefSeq lists its product as uncharacterized. Gene Ontology annotation, molecular function: translation initiation factor binding; guanyl-nucleotide exchange factor activity; translation initiation factor activity. Gene Ontology annotation, cellular component: eukaryotic translation initiation factor 2B complex. The coding region runs from base 1 to 2049 and encodes 682 amino acids. The transcript has a single exon. Lineage: Eukaryota; Fungi; Ascomycota; Eurotiomycetes; Chaetothyriales; Herpotrichiellaceae. Gene Ontology annotation, biological process: biosynthetic process. The record is from RefSeq and is a predicted model, not a curated record.
AUGCCGCCUAAGCCUCCCAAAUCUGCUGGCGGAAGAGGCAGAUCUGGAGAUGACAACAAGGAAGAUCCUCUGCAGGCCGUCAUCGUCGCGGACACGUUCGAAGACAGAUUCACCCCGUUCACUCUGGAGAAGCCUAGAUGUUUGCUAACUCUGGCCAAUACUCCGCUGAUUGAAUACACUCUCGAGUAUCUCGCGAGUGCUGGAGUCCAAGUCGUCUACGUCUAUGCCGGGGCACAUGUCGACCAAGUCGAAGCCUACAUUGAGGGGUCUCGGUGGAAGUCUUCGAACUCACCUUUUGAGAGCCUCACCCUCCUGAGAUGCAUUGCGAGCUCGGUUGGGGAUGUGAUGAGAGAUCUCGACCAAAAGCACUUGAUGGCGGGAGACUUCAUUGUGGUUAGUGGUGACAUCGUCGCAAACUUCCCCAUCGAAAAGGCGUUGCGACAACACAAGACCCGACGGGAAAAGGACAAAAAUGCCAUCAUGACCAUGGUUCUUAGGGAGGCUGAGCCUGGAAUUCAUGAUUAUAGUGGCGGAGUAGUACCGACUUUUGUCGUCGAUCCCACCAAGGAUAGAUGUCUGCACUACGAGGAAGCAUUUCCGGGUACUCAGUUCACCUCACACGUUGACCCAGAAUUGUUGAAAACUCCGGAGCUAGAGGUUCGCCAGGACCUCAUCGACUGUAGGAUCGACAUAUGUACGCCAGAUGUUCUCAGCCUGUGGUCGGACAACUUUGACAAUCAGUCGCCCCGAAAGGACUUUCUUUUUGGCGUUCUCAAGGACUGGGAAUUGAAUGGAAAGACAAUCCACACAUAUAUCGUCAAGGACGAUUACGCCGCCCGAGCUGCAGAUUUCUGGUCCUACAACGCCAUAUCGCAAGAUUUGAAGCAGGGCGUAAUCGCAUCGAUUGCGGUAGAAAAUAACGUCUUCAGCGACACACACUACGACCGUUCACAGAGCGGGGUCAUUGUCGACAAAAAUGUUAUUGCGGCCAAACCCACAAAACUGGAAGCAGGCACCAUCGUCGGUCCUGAAACCACCAUUGGUGCAGGGUGCCAAAUUACGAGCAGUGUGCUCGGCCAACGGUGUCAUAUCGGCAGGAACACCAAGAUUGACGCUGCUUACAUAUGGGACGAUGUCUCUGUUGGGAACAAUGUCAAGAUUUCGCGCGCUAUCAUCGGAAACGAGGCCUUUAUAGGUGAUGAUUGCAUCAUCGAGGAAGGCGUUUUGAUUUCUUUCGGCGUUAAGAUCGCCGCUGGCACUACGGUCCGAGCUGGUUCAAGAAUUGUCAAAACACAGCAGGGAGUAGACGGGCAGCUGAAGAAUGACGCUCUGAUGGUUGGUGACGCAGGAGAAGGUCACGCUUACGUGGAGGACGAGGAAGACUAUUUGAGUUCGAAGCUCUCGAGACUGGUCUAUGACAGACCAGACUUGGCCGAUUCGGUAUCUACCCUGGAAUCGGACAUCUCUGAAGACGAAGUCUCCUCACUUGGCGGAUCACGAAGUCAAAGUUUUGGCGAUGAGUCUUCCGACCGGUUUCAACACGAUACAGUGGCGAUCCUCGUCCAACGAAUGCAAGAAGGGAAGCACGUGGACGAUAUGCUCAGCGAGCUGAUGGGUCUGAGGUUCAGUGGAGGGGCAGAUGAGACACAGGUCCGCAGAGCAGUUGCCGUCGCUCUCAUGAAGCACAUCCAUGGGGAAAUUGAGGCGGAAAUGUCUGCGGCGGAUGCGACCAGACGGACACUUGCUGCGUACAACCCCCUCAUCCGCAGAACAGGUGCACAGCAGGCGACCGAAGAGCAAGUAUCGUUUCUUCUCGAUGCUCAAAAGGAACUAUCCAAGCGGAAAGAUGGUGGCAAGACUCUUUUGUUCGUUGUCAAAGAUCUCUAUGAUCUUGAGGUGUUUGGCGAGGAAGCCUUCACCGACUGGUGGGCUGACGAAAGAUCCAACAUGGAACCAGAAAUGGCAGCGGUGCGACAGCCAAGCUCACAAUUUAUCGACUGGCUAGAAAAUGCCGAGAGCGAGAGUGAAAGCGAGGAAGAAGACGAGUGA